Messenger RNA from Striga asiatica, 1953 nucleotides. The record is from the annotation of a GenBank genome assembly. Lineage: Eukaryota; Viridiplantae; Streptophyta; Magnoliopsida; Lamiales; Orobanchaceae.
UCUCCAGUGUGAGAACUUUACUAAAAACUGGUUUUUUUUCCCCGAAAUAUUUGAUAACUCGGCCAAGCUUCUACUCUCAACUCUUCAGGAACCAGAAUUGGCAGCAUAAAGAGCUCAAUAUUUUGAGAUGAAUAGAAAGAGAAAGUGAGGUGUUGAAACGGAAGCGCAAUUUUGAAAUCGCCGUACCUGUUUAAGGAAGAAGGAAUAGUUGGGAGAGGUGGCGUUAAUAUCCAAAGAUGGUUAACCGGAUAAGGGGAAGGCGGUGGAGCGACCAAACGCUUCUCCCUAUGCGCACCACACGUCAACUCUUUAACACCGUGUCUUGCUGGUAUUGUGAUUUCAAGUUUUCGACUUUCAACGAACCCUUAUUUCGUUUCGGUCGCAGACACUCCAGGUCCUUGAGAGUAUGGUUUUCCAUGGGAAUUGGUUUUAGUUUGGCUGCACUCUUUGGAGUCACAGUAAUUAUGGUUUGUGAAUUUGUCCGGGCAGCAUUUGUGUAUACAGGGAAUAACUCCCUAGGUGACUCAUUGUCAUUGCUGGGACUUUCCUCUUUGAUUGCUGGAUUAAACAUCUCACUUCCCAGUAUGGGAUACUUGAUUGUAUCUUCCGUAAUAUGCGUAAUUGUGCAUGAAUUCGGCCACGCACUUGCAGCAGCCAGUGAGGGAGUCCCUUUGGAGUAUAUCGCCGUCUUUUGGGCUGUGUUAUUUCCAGUUUGCAACUUGGCACUGUUGCUUCUUCCUUUCAUCUUAAGCCCGUUUUACGUGCAUGGUCGAAACCCAAUGGUUCUCGACGUGCCUUCAACAUCACCAUUAUCCGGUUAUCUUUCGCCUUAUGACGUCAUAUACUCUGUGGAUGACAUCCGUAUUCAUACCCCUCAAGAAUGGAAGCAGACUAUUAUUUUAUUGACCCAAAAAGCUCGUUCGAGUUCGUAUUAUUAUAGCGGGAUAUCAAAUGUGAGAAGAGGUUAUUGUGUUCCUCGCUUUUUGAGUGGAGUGAGCAUUCACCUUGAGUUGGAAAUGAAUCAGACGGCGAUUUGUCCGAGCGAACUUGUUGCAUUUGCACCCGUGAUUUGUGGUGGGGCCCACGAAGAAACAAAGAGUAUUAUUUACUGUUUGGAUGCCAAGGAUGUUGUGAAACUUAAAAAAUGCGGCUACUAUGGUAAUGUUCGGUAUCCGACAAAUCAAAUCGAUUGCCAUCUUUGUACGGAGAUAGAAUCAUGUUUGGCGCCAGUACAGCAGCUGGGUCAAGGAUGGAUUGAGAUAACAUAUUCGAGCCCACAAUGCAAACACGAAACGAAAACUAGUCUAUUUUCAGACGAGAAGCAUUCUAUUCGUAGUGAAGGAGAAAACGGUUGCCUUCAAAGUUUUGUUUUCAUUGGUGACCUCAUCUCCAUGGCACAUUCGAUCCAUUUGACUUCUUAUCAACCUCGUUUUUCGAUUUAUUUUGGCACACAUCUUCCGAAUUUGCUCGAAAAAUUCCUUACUUGUUCCUUUCAUGUCUCAUUGCUACUUGCUCUCCUCAACAGUCUCCCGGUAUAUUUUCUGGAUGGUGAAUGUAUCCUUGAAGAGACUUUAAACUACUUCAGAUUUCUGAGCUCAAAGAUGAAGCAGAUGAUUCUCCGGCUCUGGCUUCUUUUAGGGACUUUUAUAUCGAUUUUUUUUGUUGUGCAGAGCAUAUUUGUCGUUGUAAGUUGAUGUGAUUUUCAUUUCACUGCCUCUACUCUAAUUAGGGAGUGUUAGGAUUCGAAGUGUACAUCAAUCAACGUUCUUCAUAGAACCCAAGAAUUGGUAUCAGAGACGCUAUUGAGACAUCAAACAAAAUAUAUGUUGAAGUAUUCAAUAAAAUAAAGAACAAAAAAAAACCAAUAAUUAAGGACACGUGUUAGUUUUGCCCGCUAAAUUUUGCAAUUAUAUGAAACAAGUUAGUAAAAUUACUAACUACCAAAUCACAAAU